This is a messenger RNA of Rhodamnia argentea, 876 nucleotides long. RefSeq lists its product as uncharacterized. NCBI's taxonomy places the organism in Eukaryota, Viridiplantae, Streptophyta, Magnoliopsida, Myrtales, Myrtaceae. The record is from RefSeq and is a predicted model, not a curated record. The transcript has a single exon. Gene Ontology annotation, biological process: root development; shoot system development. The coding region runs from base 1 to 876 and encodes 291 amino acids.
AUGGCUGAUUCGCUUGAGAUCUCUAAAACCACAUGCCACUCUCGCUCAAUCAGCUUGCCUUCAAGAAAUCACCCUCUCGAAACAGCUAUCAAAGAGCUGUUGCAGAGGCUGAAAUCAUCAGAUUCAACUUCCUCAUCUCCGGCCUCAUCAGCACCCCAAAAGUUAGGAGGCCUCAAAGAUCUGUACGACCGCAUUGAUGAUUGGCUUCAAAUGCCUCUAAACCAGCAGGCUCUUUCCCAUGAACCCCAUAGGAGUUCCAUGGAAGAGUUGUUGGACGGAUCUCUGAAGCUAUUGGACGUCUGUGGCAACAUGAAAGACAUUAUUUCGCAGAUGAAAGAAUGCAUCCAGGAACUCGAGUCAUCAUUCCGAAGAAGGAGACAAGGAAAUCCUGCAUGGUCGAGUGAAAUCGAGACAUACACAAAAUCAAGGAAAAGAAUGCAGAAAAUGGUCGCAAAGCUUUUGGAUCGUUUGACCAAGAUGGAGAGGAAAAACAACCUGAGAAAACACUCGAACCCUGAGGCUAGUCUCAGCAUAUUAAGAGAAGCUGAAGAAAUCAGUCUGACAGUAUUUGAGUCCCUGUUACAUGUCCUUUUACGGCCAAGGGAAAGAUCGAAGCCUAUCAGUUGGUCUUUGGUCUCGAAUAUGUUGUCACUUAAACGUGUAUCAAGUGAUGAGAAAGCGGAAUACAUCGAAGGCCUGGAUGUUGAAUUGACCGUUAUGAAAUCUGCUAAAGACGCUAGUCCUCAAGUAUGCAAUGUGUCCAAUAGACUGGAGGCAUUGGAAUCGAGCGUUCGGGAAAUUGAGGAGGACCUGGAAUGCAUUUACAGGAGACUUGUCAAAACAAGAGCAGCUCUUCUGAAUAUGAUCAACUGCUAG